This is a messenger RNA of Mesorhabditis spiculigera, 1893 nucleotides long. Lineage: Eukaryota; Metazoa; Nematoda; Chromadorea; Rhabditida; Rhabditidae. The record is from the annotation of a GenBank genome assembly.
AUGGAUGAUCUAUCCACCCUCGACCUCGGCGACGUCGAUUGGGCAUUCGAUCUGCUCGCCACCGAGCCGUUCACCGCCUACUGCGAUUGGAAUGACGAUGGCGGGCCGCCCACUGGGGAUGAUCUGUUAAAUGACUCUCCCCUCCUCUCGGAAGACUGUUCCGUCCUCCUCAACGAGAUCAGUCGAGAUCUGGAGAUUGACAAGGAUCUCGCCUUCGAAUUCCCGCCCCAGUCGCCGAUUCGAAGCGGGGGAGCAGCUUCAUCGUCUUCAGGAGCUGCCGGGAGUUCCGGAAGCGGAUGGCCGAUUGCUGAUGACGGCUUCUCGUGGGAUCUGGGUUCCGCCGGCCACUCGUCCCUCUCAUCCCCAUCUGGUCUCGAUGAUUUCUUCAGCACCAACUCGACCGGCCACUCGUUUGCAAGCAGCCCCUCGAUGUCGGAAUCCGACUUCCAAUUCGGCGACCCGUUCAUCGACGGAUUCCUGAAUCAAGCGGCCACCUCCACGCAGUCGUUGCACAACUCCAUGCUCCCACCGCAACAGCCUCAGCAGGCCGACCCUCUCGUCCGGAAAACCGGAAACUCGAUCAAGCUGGAGACGUCCCCAGCCACAGCCAAUGUAUCGACAAGGCCGAGGAGACGACCGCCGGUGUCGACACGAACGGCCCUCGUCACCCCAAAACACGGAAAACCCCCCGGUCAACCACCAAGGAGAAGGGGAAGACCCGAGAAAGAUCCGAGGCGGACCAAUGGACUACAAAAUACAACAAAUAACGCCCAUCAGAAUGGGGGGAUGAUGGUACAACAAUUGCCACAACAAGGGGCCCUCGAACCGGCGCUACUAUCCAGAUACUUUAUGCAGAAUUCUGAAUCCGCAUCCCGUCAGCCCUCUUCCACGAGCUCUUCCUCCUCAUCGCCUUCUUUCCCUUCAAAAGAAGCCCCCGCUCGACAUCAGGAGAAUCAGGGGCCCAUGCUGGCCACCCAGGAGAUGAUGCAGCACAUUUCCGCCUGCCAAUGCGACGAUCAGGGGCCAAGGGCGAGAGCGAUGGCAGCAAGGAAAGGACAGAUGCUCCGAACAUCCCCCUCCAGCUCGAGCUCAUCCUCCGCCUCCUCAUCCCCCCAAUGCCACAUUCAUCCAAAGCUGGAGAACGGGCAGCCGAACGGCUCCAGCUCGUCGGCCAGCUCGGCGUCCCCGUCGACGAACCCCUUCCUCAAGAAGCCCAUACUCAUGCGUAAGCGGCUCCGCGAGUGUACGAUGGUGUGCUGGCUGUUCCGCACGCUGCUCACCGCCGAAUAUCGGGCCCUUCCGUUGAAUGGAAUCUUUGAAGUAUUCGAAGAGACGUUCACCAACCCGACAACAGCCCACGGGCGGCAUUGGCGACAGUCGAUUCGUCACUGCUUGAUGUCGAGCGCCGUGUUUGUACGCGUAUUGACGCCGAACCCCCGCAAAGACUUCCUGGUGAUGAACGAGGCUGGGUCGUGGUGGACAGUACAUCCCGAUACGGAAGCGUUGUGUGCGCGGGAGGUGUUCGCCCUUGGAGCCGGUCAUAGAUGUCCGCCACAACAGGGAGUGCCAUACAGGCUCCGCUUCGGCCGCACCGAUGAUCGCCAGCAAUUCGAGAGAAGGGGCACGGCAUUCCUCGGCGAACGCAUCUACCGUACCCCGCCGCCGCUCGCGCAGAGGAGAAUCUCGCAACACACCCAACACCAACGCCAAUACAUGGCCCAGUUUCGGAACUUCUCCAAUCUGCAGGCGAUGCGGCAGCAAAAGGCACAGCAACAACAGCAGCAGCAACAACACCAACAAGCUCCGCCCCCCAGCCAAGCCACGCCCACCCAAGGCCCCGCCCCUUUUGAUGGCGAUCAACUGGUGGUCGAUCACGAGGAGGAGGUCUUCUGC